CUAUUUGUGCUUGUUUUUAAUUGUGUUAUGAAGUUCAUUGGUUCCUGUUAAUGCUUGCAAAAAUGAAUACUUCAUCAGUGAUCCUCUUUGAUUUCUGUUAAAUUUUGCUACAACUCUUCUUUCCAUAUUAUCUACAAUUUAUUUGUAGAUGCUGCUGCUGCUAUUUCCUGUGGUAGUCAUUAAUAUUCUUCCAUCAUGAAUCUUAAGUGAUGGUAACUUCAUGGUAGAUUAUAUGGUUAGCCAAAUCACAUUCAGAUUUGAUUUCUUGAAUGAAAUGAUUGCUUGAUAGUUGAUACAUGGAGGUGGUGCACUCUGAUGGAGUGAUGGUUACAUUUUUCUUCCUUCUGGGAGGGGCACAUCAGCCCAUCUGAAUGGUAUUGAUAAAAAGACACAACAGACAAGGCGGUCAUUGUCUGACUAUUUCUUUGGUUUGCUUGGGUUGCGAUAAUGUGCUUUACUUUGGUGCACUACUCUUGAUUUCAUACCAAUCUGUUGCUAGCAUGAAUCAUGAUUGCUUUUUGUUGUGUGGUUGAGCAAUGGAUAUAAUUGACUUCUUUAGAUAUCUAGAUACUUGCAUUUCAAGAACCAUUUUGCUGAUUGGUGUCUUGGUUGACAUUGUAGAUGAUUUAAAUAUGCAUAGGAUUAUAUGAUGUAAUAAAGCGCAGGAUUGGUGAGCACAGACAUGAUGAUUCAAAUACAUUGUGGUUGUAAAUUUCAAAAUCUUUGGUCAAACAUGCAAUAUGAAUGAAUUCAGGCAACUGCAUAUCGUCACACCCUUGGCGCUCUGGGGCAUUGAUAGUGUGAAUCCUGCUGUCCAUCAAGUUUAACACUAGCUAUCUUUAUGGCUAUGUAGUUAAGCAUAUAAACUAUAAAGAUAUAACUGUGUGCACAGUGACAGAAUUGAGGAUUUGAUGAGUGGUGCCUCCAGUUCAGGUGGCCUACGGGCUGCUCUCUCCUAUUGUGUGCAGCAAGUACGGAAUUAUGACUAUCAUCGCUACCUUUGCCUUCUUGAACUUCCACCAAAUAUGAGAAUAGCUGCUUUUGCACUCUCUGCUUUUAAUGUAGAGACAUCCAGAGCUAUGGAUGUGUCCUCUGAUCCUAAAAUCGGUCUUAUGCGCCUGUUGUGGUGGCAAGAAGCUCUGGACAAGCUAUACGCCAACAAGUCGAUUGAGCAUCCAGUAGCACAGGCGCUUGCAUCUGUGAUAUCUCAAAAUAAAAUUAGCAAGAGUUGGUUGAAGCGUUCGGUGGAAGCUCGGAUUAAUGAUGCCAGAAGAGAGGACACUGACAUACCAAAAACCGUUGAAGAGUUGGAGCGGUAUGCAGAAGACACUGCAUCGACUAUUCUGUACUCCACACUUGAAGCGGGCGGCAUUAGAUCGACAGUUGCAGAUCAUGCAGCAUCACACAUCGGAAAGGCGAAUGGGCUUCUUUUGCUGCUAAGGUCAUUACCUUACCAUGCGAGUCGAAACCGCCAUCUUGUUUACAUACCUGCUGACGUGGCUGAGAAACAUGGAUUGUUAGUACAUCAAAGUGGUCAGUCAGAGAUUCGUUUGGAUUCCCGUGAGAGCAUGUGCGAUGCGGUGUUUGACAUGGCAUCUGUUGCUAAUGCACAUCUGCAGAAAGCUCGUGAAUUGAGAGGAAAAGUGCCGGCUGAAGCCCGGCCAGUGCUUCUACCCGCUGUCCCUGCUCAGGUUAUGCUGGAUUCUCUAAGCUGUGUGCAGUUCGACGUGUUUGAUCCAAGACUAACACGAGGGAUUUUAGGGGCUCCCCCUCUGCUUUUCCAAUUGAAACUGAAAUGGUAUUCAUGGAGGGGAACAUACUAAACAUGUUUUCUAGUUAAUUUCUACCUUUUGGAACUUCACAAUGGCAUGCUAAUAUACAAAUAACAAAUGGCAAAGGGGGAAACUUUAUUUCUUCCCUAAUGCAAUGCUAACUGAAGUAGUCAAAUGGUAUUUAUCAAAAUUCAACUUUGUUGAAAUUUUGGUCUCCCUUUUUAUUUUGUGAUUCAGAUUGCCUGCCAUCAAUUUGUUGAUUGGCAUUGUAAAAUGUAAACCAAUAAUAAUGCUCUUUAUUUCCAUUUGGCUUUAUUCUUUGCAA
Ipomoea nil (Japanese morning glory) is the source of this 2097-nucleotide messenger RNA. RefSeq names its product NADH dehydrogenase (ubiquinone) complex I, assembly factor 6-like. The transcript is spliced from 4 exons. NCBI's taxonomy places the organism in Eukaryota, Viridiplantae, Streptophyta, Magnoliopsida, Solanales, Convolvulaceae. Gene Ontology annotation, cellular component: mitochondrion. The record is from RefSeq and is a predicted model, not a curated record. Bases 912 to 1823 code for a protein of 303 amino acids. Gene Ontology annotation, biological process: mitochondrial respiratory chain complex I assembly; biosynthetic process.